CGGGGCUUCGGAGCUCCCGAUUAUUUUUCUAGCUCUUAGUUCUACUGUUCUAAAUUGACGUUAGGAUGCCUGAGCCCACCAAGUCGGCUCCGGCCCCGAAGAAGGGCUCCAAGAAGGCGGUGACCAAGGCGCAGAAGAAGGACGGCAAGAAGCGCAAACGCAGCCGCAAGGAGAGCUACUCGGUGUACGUGUACAAGGUGCUGAAGCAGGUGCACCCCGACACGGGCAUCUCGUCCAAGGCCAUGGGCAUCAUGAACUCGUUCGUCAACGACAUCUUCGAGCGCAUCGCGGGCGAGGCGUCUCGCCUGGCGCACUACAACAAGCGCUCGACCAUCACAUCCAGGGAGAUCCAGACCGCCGUGCGCCUGCUGCUGCCCGGGGAGCUGGCCAAGCACGCCGUGUCCGAGGGCACCAAGGCCGUCACCAAGUACACCAGCUCCAAGUGAACGUGCCAUAUGAACGGCUUCAGCAGUCUCCUCCUUGACUUAUACUCCCAACUGCCUUCCAAACCCUGGCUGCAGGAAAGAAAACUGAGAAGUGGAGAUCCUGUUGGGGAAAGUUCUGAGUUCCUGACCUUCAUUUUGCUGGCAUGAGUGCGUGGCGCUACACGCGCGAAAGGCUCUCUUUGCUUUACUUGAACAGCAGCAUUUGAGUGACUUUUCCUUUCAUAACCAUGACACCUGCUACCAUGGAUAGGGAACAGGAAUUGUGGAAAAGUGAAGGACUAACGUUUUAGAAUUUUGUCUAAAAGUUCAACCAUGAAGGUUAAGCUGUGUUUCGUAAGUACAAAACAUUAUGUCUCACAACCAAGUUACGGCUACAUUUUAGGAAAGACAAAGGAGCAUAGGGGGAAGAAUAAAGGUGAGAGAAAUGGAGAGACUCAGAAAAAACAGAAGAAAAUGGCUACUAUGAAAGGAGAGACAGAGCCUGAAGACCCAAGAGAAGCCAGAGAAUGCUAGUCGGAGAAAGCUGAAAGGGAAAAGAGCGAGAUGAGGGGAUAGACCUUGUCAUGUUUGGGAUGCUUCAUCUGGGUGUACCACCUGUUACACACGAAAUACUCCCCACAUUUCUCGGGUGUUGGGGUGAGUGGAUGGAUUACAAUGCUACCACAUCUGGGAGACACUCUCUGACCAGCACAAGAUGGCGCCCUUCUAUCCCAUUCUUAACUUAUUCUGUUCAUUCUUCUUCAUUACACUUAGCAAAACUGACAUGAAUUUGAGUGUUAUUUCCUCCUCCCAUUCUCUAGACUGUAAGCUCCACUGGAUAGGGUUAGAUUUUAUGCUGCUGACUCCCUAAGGUCUAAGGCUGUUCCAGACACAUGGUUGGCUCUCAAUGAUGAUUUGCAGUAAUCAUAACUAAAGGACACAGGCAUCUGUAACAAAAGAGAGACGCCAGAGCUGAGUUGUUGCAAUGGCUCAGCAGAAUGAGUGACCCCGUUUCUAAGUCUCACUUUCCCCAUUUAUAGUAAAAAAAAAAAAAAAGAGUAUCAUAUUAUACCUUAGAAUUAUUUUAAGGAUUGAGGUAAGUCAUGCAAAGCUUUAAAUCAGGCGUGGAUAUUUUGUAAUCACUUAACAACUGUUAGUGACUAUUACAUUUUCCUUGUCAUUGAAUUAAAAUGAGAAUUAGAGUAGCCAAUUCUCUUCAGGUCAAAGACUCAAGGAAAAUCUGAGCCUUUGAACUACUUGAAUACCAAGUAGUUAAAUCCCCAACAAAGAUAGUUGGAGUUUUGGAACAAAGACCAUUUUAUUCAGGAAUAUCUCUUGACUAAACACGAUGUGACUCAUUAUCUGAUCAUGCAAACGAUGACUAAAGUGUAGGUAGCAUUUAAAGAGAGUUAUAUGAGCACACGUAAAAACAACUACGUGUCUUGUAUACCAAAUGUUAAUGCUGAUGGCAAAAACACCUAACAAACUCUUUAUUUCUUCAGUUAGGAGAGACUUAUGAAUGCAGAGAAAAAAAUGAAUGCAAACAGUAAAGGAAUCAGCUCAUAGAAGUUACGAAGUAUGAAAAGUGAUCUGCCUGAGAAUGAUUGGUUAAUGUUAAUAUUCUGCCCAGAUCCAAUCCUGGUUUGCUGUACAUUGCCUCAUCAGGAGAGCCUUAGCUAAGUGGAGGAGCCCAAACAGUGUUUGGCUUUUUCAUUUUAUUUUUUGUUUUUAUUGCAAAAAUAGAAUUUACUUCCUUACAGGCCCAGCGACUGGGAAUUCGUUAUUUACCACGAGUACCUUUGAUGGAGAAGUCUAAGUGAGGGCCACACGUCUGUAGAUGAGAUGUUAUGAGUAAUAAAAUCUGGAGACAUAGAAUUCUG
Messenger RNA from Neogale vison (American mink), 2305 nucleotides. Its product is annotated as histone H2B type 1-M. The coding region runs from base 66 to 446 and encodes 126 amino acids. Gene Ontology annotation, molecular function: protein heterodimerization activity; DNA binding; structural constituent of chromatin. The record is from RefSeq and is a predicted model, not a curated record. The transcript has 2 exons. NCBI's taxonomy places the organism in Eukaryota, Metazoa, Chordata, Mammalia, Carnivora, Mustelidae. Gene Ontology annotation, cellular component: nucleosome.